This is a messenger RNA of Danio aesculapii, 1167 nucleotides long. RefSeq names its product adhesion G protein-coupled receptor G3-like. The transcript has 9 exons. Gene Ontology annotation, cellular component: membrane. NCBI's taxonomy places the organism in Eukaryota, Metazoa, Chordata, Actinopteri, Cypriniformes, Danionidae. Gene Ontology annotation, molecular function: G protein-coupled receptor activity. The record is from RefSeq and is a predicted model, not a curated record. Gene Ontology annotation, biological process: adenylate cyclase-activating G protein-coupled receptor signaling pathway; cell surface receptor signaling pathway. The annotation marks the transcript as partial.
AUCACCAGAUACAACAACACACAAUCCAACCACCAGUAUAACAACAGAAACAACAUAUAUUAAUGCAACUGCCACUACCCACUCACCUGAGAGCCCUACAGCAGCAGAAGUAUAUGUCGAUCCCUCAGAAGCAUCGCACUCACUGUCCAGCCUGGAGUCUAAGAUGGAGGAGAUGGAGAAGAGCAAUAAAAGCAGUGUGCCGAUUGUCAUUGGGGACGCUGUUGGGGUUCUUCAUGUACAAGCCAAAGACAUGGAGACCAAAGACAUCGACAUAUGCUACUCCUCAAAUAAAGCCAAAGUUGUUGAGAGUCAAAGUGACAUGAACUGUUCUUGGACUGUAAAGAUUUCCAAGGAGGCUUUUGAUAAAUCCCGUCUGGAAAACAACGGAAGUGCGUUUGUUGGAGUUCUGCGCUUUAAGAACAUGGGGAAUAAGAAUCAAACUAAAAAUUACACCAUUCUGAAUAAUGAAGUCUAUGGAAUCACAAUGAGAGCCAACAUCUUCAACCUCAGCAACAAUAUUGAAAUGCUCUUUACACAGAGCAAUCCGGCCGGUAAUGUGUCCUGUAGUUCUUGGGAUGGCAACGGAGAUCCUGAGUGGACAAACUUUGGCUGUAAGACGAUCAAAAUCAACAACAGCACCAUAAAGUGCUCAUGUUCACAUCUGACCUUCUUCGCAGUGCUGAUGUCUCCGGUCACAGAUGCAAACGCUGUAGCGCCGUAUCUGGAUUCACUGACCCUCAUCUCUUCAAUCGGCUGUGGGAUCUCUGUGUUUUUUCUGUCCAUCGCUCUGUUCAUCCAUUUUCUGCUGCGGAAAGCCAAAUCCAAUCAGGCUACGAAGAUCCUGAUCAACAUGUUCGGUGCUCUGUUUCUCCUGAAUUUGUCUUUUCUGUCAAACGAGAGCAUGGCAAACUCAGGAGACAAGAAUGCGUGUGUCUUCAUAGCUCUGCUGAUGCAUUACUCCAUGCUGACCACAUUCACCUGGUUCUUCAUUCAAGCUCUUCAUAUGUACUUAUGGCUCAUCCGACUGAACGUCUCUAUCACAAACUACAUGAGGAAGAUCACCGUGUUGGGCUGGGGUUUUUCGACACCGAUAGUCGUGGCUGUUCUUUCUACAGGAGGAUAUAAUGCAGUGACCCUGAACUCAACAUCUGGAAAAAUUGCUCAAAU